AUGGCCGUGAAGGAGCGAGAGGAGAAGGAGCUAACGACUCUCCAGCUCGAAGCUUGGACGAGAUUGACCUCUCUGCCCCUCAAGGACCCGGCUGGGAUCUUCGAGCUGGUGGAAGUGGUCGGCAAUGGAACCUACGGACAAGUGUACAAGGGUCGUCACGUGCGGACCGGUCAGCUGGCAGCGAUCAAAGUCAUGGACGUCACGGAGGACGAGGAGGAGGAGAUCAAGCUGGAGAUCAACAUGCUGAAGAAAUACUCGCACCACCGCAACAUCGCCACCUACUACGGCGCCUUCGUCAAGAAGAGCCCGCCAGGACACGACGAUCAGCUCUGGCUGGUGAUGGAGUUCUGCGGUGCCGGCUCCGUCACCGACCUCAUCAAGAACACGAAGGGGAACUCCCUGAAGGAGGAGUGGAUCGCCUACGUGUGUCGCGAGAUCCUUCGGGGCCUGUCUCACCUUCACCAGCACAAGGUGAUCCAUCGCGACAUCAAGGGUCAGAACGUGCUGCUCACGGAGAACGCCGAGGUCAAGCUGGUGGACUUUGGGGUGAGCGCCCAGCUGGACCGCACCAUCGGCCGCCGUAACACGUUCAUCGGCACGCCCUACUGGAUGGCACCCGAGGUGAUCGCCUGCGACGAGAACCCCGACGCCACCUACGACUACCGGAGUGACCUCUGGUCUCUGGGAAUCACAGCCAUUGAGAUGGCCGAAGGCGCUCCCCCGCUGUGUGAUAUGCACCCAAUGAGGGCUCUCUUCCUCAUCCCUCGCAACCCUCCGCCUCGCCUCAAAUCCAAGAAAUGGUCCAAGAAGUUCCAGAGCUUCAUGGAGAGUUGCCUGGUGAAGAACUACGUGCAGCGUCCACACACGGAGAUCCUGCUCAAGCACCCCUUCAUCCGUGAGCAGCCCACGGAGCGCCAGGUGCGGAUCCAGCUCAAGGAUCACAUCGACCGCACAAAGAAGAAACGCGGAGAGAAGGAGGAGACGGAGUAUGAGUACAGUGGCAGUGAGGACGAGGAUAACGACCCCGGCAACCAGGAGGGGGAGCCCAGCUCGAUCGUGAACAUGCCGGGAGAAUCGACGCUUCGGAGAGACUUCCUGCGUCUGCAAAAGGAGAAGGAGAACUCCGAGGCGCAGCGGCGUCAGCAGCAGCUGAUGCAGGCGGCGCAGGAGCGGCACAAGCAGCAGCAGAUGCUGGCGGAGCGGCACAAGCGCAUCGAGCAGGAGCGUGAGCAGCGGCGGCGCCUCGAGGAGAGGCAGAGGCGUGACCGGGAGCUGAGGAGGGAGCAGCAGAGGAGGGAGGAGGAGGAGGAACUGCGGCGGAUGGAGUUGGAGCGCCGGCGCCGAGAAGAGGAGGAGCGGCGUAUCGCUGAGCGCGAGCAGCAGGAGUACAUUCGGAGGCAGCUAGAGGAGGAGCAGAGGCAGCUUGAGAUCCUGCAGCAGCAGCUGCUGCAUGAGCAGGCGCUACUGCUGGAGUACAAGCGCAAGCAGAUGGAGGAGCAGCUUCAGGCCGAGAAGCUGCACCGGCGCCUGCAGCAGGAGCAGGCCUACCUCAAGCAGCUGCAGCAGGCGCAGGGCGGUGGCGGCGGCAAGGCAACCGGUGCGGCGGCGCCGGCCACUACCGCGGCGGCGGCGGCUGCGGCGGCUGCGGCUGCGGCCCACGCCAAUCAGCAGCAGCAGCAGCAGCUGUAUCACUACCAGAACCACAAUCCCAGCGAAAAGCCUGCGUGGGCCAGAGAGGUGCAGCUGCGGUCGCUUAGAGGCGCCGGCGGCAGCGCCGUGGCGCUGCGUCAGCCCCCGCAGGCGCAGGCGGCCCCCCGCAACCCCCCCUCCGGCGUCGUGCAGCCCCCCGAAACCAUCCACUUUCGCGCCGGCGCCGGGGGCCACCGGCAGGCGUCCCUGGAGGCGCCGGCGCCGGCGCCGGCGGCGGCGGCGGCCGCCGCCGAGUUGUUUCUGUCGGCGUCGGCGCCCGGCGCCGUCCUGCACGAGGCGCUCCGGAGGAGCAGGGGGCGGCGGCUGUCGGUGUCGUCGGAGGACGUGCGGGCGGAAGCCGAGGCGACGCCUCCGGGGAACCGGCAGCACCAGCAGCAGCACCAGCAGCACCAGCACCAGCACCAGCAGCACCAGCAGCAGCACCAGCAGCAGCAGCAGAAGCCCGGCGCCAGCGCUUGGCAGCCGUCGGAGAAGAUCACGUUCACGCCCUUCGCUCGGCAAGAUGCCGGGUCUCAAGCGGCCCCAGCGAUCCAGCAGCAGCACCAGCAGGGGGCCGCACAGCACCAGCAGCACCAGCAGCACCAGCAGCAGCAGCAGGGCACUCCUCAGCAGCAGCAGCAGCACAAAUGGUUCCAGGUGCGGGUUUUCCCACCGUACCGCGGGGCGCUGGACGACCGGGGCGUGCCGGCGCCGGCCCCGGCGCCGGCCCCGGCGCUGUCUCGGAGCUCGUCGUGCCGCCUGCGUGCCGCCCGCCGCUCCGUCUCCUCGGAGGACCUGCGGCUCGACGAGGCGCCGGCGCCGCCGCUGGCGCUGGCGCGGGGGGGGGCUGGCGCCCGAGAUGGCGGCGUCCAGCCCCGCGCUGGCCGCGCCGACCGGCGGGAAGGCCGCCGCCGCCGCCGCCGCCGCCGUGCCGGCGCUGCCGCCCAAGCGGAGCCCCGACUUGCGUCGGCCGCUCCUGCCCUGUCGGCGUGGAGCCGCGUCGACCGGGCCGAGGCGCCGCGCGUCGUCGCGGUCCACACCUCCGCCAUGUCCCUGUCGGGCCCGGCCUUCGUGGAGAUGAUCGCCGGGCGGCGGUCCCGGGAGGCGGCGAUGGAGCCGGGAGGCCCCCGGGCGCCGCCGGCCGCCGCCGCCGCCGUCGCCGCCGAACGGCGCUCCGCGUCCGCGGACGACGUCACCGCCGUCGCCGCGGCUCGGCCCUCGGCCGCCGCCGCUGCCGCCAGCCGGUCCCGGGGCUCCUCGCCGGCCGGCACUCCGGCGGCGCCGCGCCGGGAGCUCGCCGCCGGCGCUCCCCGCGUGGCCUCGACGGCGCCGGGGCCGGGACGCCCGCCACCGCAGAGGCCGCCGGACGGCGUCGCGGCGCCGUCGCCGCCGCCGCCGGCGGCGGACGCCAAGGAGGCCGGUUCCCCGCGCUACUUUUGA
Petromyzon marinus (sea lamprey) is the source of this 3129-nucleotide messenger RNA. NCBI's taxonomy places the organism in Eukaryota, Metazoa, Chordata, Hyperoartia, Petromyzontiformes, Petromyzontidae. The record is from RefSeq and is a predicted model, not a curated record.